Molecule: messenger RNA, 5856 nt
Organism: Brenthis ino (lesser marbled fritillary)
Lineage: Eukaryota; Metazoa; Arthropoda; Insecta; Lepidoptera; Nymphalidae
Source: the annotation of a GenBank genome assembly
AUGUGUGAUGUAAUUGAAUUAGAUGGCGAAGAAGUAGCAAAUGAAAAUGUAGAGACAGAAUAUGUUGAUGUUACUGAAGAAACCAAUCAUCUUUCAUCAUCAAUUGAACAGGAGUCAACAGUCUCUAAAGCAAAGACUGAUUCAAAUGUAAACUGUGAUAAACCUCGAGAUGCUCAAAACAUAGAUAGUAGCACAAUUUCUAAAGCCAAUGAGUUAGAUAAAUUUAAAAGGAGGCUAAUUAGAGUCAUUGCAAGAUCUUUGCUAGUUGAAAAGAAACCAGAAGAAGAGAUUUGGAAAGAACUAAAGAAGGAGACUGCGUGUGAUUGUAAAUUAUUAUGGACUCGAAUGCGAGCGGUCACUGUGAAGAAAUUAAGGAGGCUGUUUGUGGCCGAAGAUAAAUUAGAUAAUAUUACGAAAAUCGCUCAGCUAUCUAUAACAGACUGGUUGCUGUUUGAUCUCGUCUUAGUGCAUGAGAAAGUAGACGUUAUAGGCCAGGAGGAGCCAGAUAUUAAUAAAAACCAGAAAGAUGCUAAGAUUUUGGAAGAAUUGUUCCAAUUAGUUGUGAAACAUAAAAUAGAGUAUUUGGAAAGUGACGCGCUCACCAGAGCUUGGUAUGAUCUGACACAGGAAUAUAAUCGCUGUGGUCGGAAGUGCUCGCCGAUGCUGUUGCAGCGCCGCUGGUUUCAGUUGAAAGAACUUGUUUGGUACAACUUCUAUAACUUCUGGUUCUCCUACCACGGGGACGCAAGGCGGCUGAAAGAAGCGUCUCACUACAAACCCACAAGCUUACAAAGAGAAAUAAUAAAAUGCUUCAACAAGAUUGUCACACAACAGUUUCCUUCUUGGGAGCAGUUGAUAAAAGAAAAAAAAGUAUCUCUCCCUGCAGAUUUUGAACGUCUGCAACUAUCCAAAAAGAAACGAAAGUUUACAGAAAAUGAACCUGACCUCGUGGUCAUCGAACCUCAUGUAGAAACAAUUGAUUUAAGACUUGAAUCUGAUUCAGAAUCGAAACAUGAAGAUUCUAAUAAUGAAUCCGAUUCAAAUGAACCUGAUGAAAAAGCUAUAAAAAGUCAGCUAAAUUUAACUAUCGUGAAAACUGAAACAAUCAACGACGUGAGCGAUGAAAAUGAUAUUAGUCUACUAGAAUCUGUGCAUAUACCGCUAGAAUCUUUAGAAUCUACAGUGACUAGGCAGGAUCAAUCAUCAAUUAAUGAUAACGUGAACAUAUCAAAUGACGUCAGAGACACAGUUACCCAUACAAUCGAUGAUGAAGCAAGAGGUAAUAGCGAAUCAAAUCAAUCAAAUGAAUUUUUUAGUACAGAUGAAGGAGAUGAUAUGCAAAAUGAAGAUUUAUGUGAAAAAAGUAAAGAUUUAAUAGAAAAUAUUGAACAUUCUCAUAACAAUGAUGAGCAUUUGGAAAAUGUUGACAAAAUUUAUGAUAAUGAUGACCUAGUGAUAAGUGAUGAUGCCUAUUCAAACUCAAAAAAAUUAAAAGAAUUUAACAAAAAAGAAACUGAACAGCUGGGUAUUAGAAAAUUGGUAAGGCCAACAAUAACACAUAAUGCUGUUGAAAAUAAAAUAACCAUUGAUGAUGACACUCCUGAUGAAAUUAACGACAUAUUAGAGGGAGUCGUUGAGAGAAUUACUAAGAAUAAACUCCAUAGAGAUUCAGCAGGAGAUACAAUUACGCUAGAUGUGGCUAAAGCAAACUUAUUAUCUAAUAUUAAGGAAGAAUCAACUUUUUUGGAAAACAAUGGUGGUGUAAAAACAGAAAAUGGGGUUUUGAAUGAUGCAAUAUCUAUAGAUGGUCUCGAAUUGGAAGAUGACGGCAUCGAAUAUGUUGAAGACGAAGAAGAUAUGACAGUAAGAGUUAUUAAAACAAAAAUUCCAGAAGAAAAUGAAGAGAGUGACAUGGAAGACCACAAAAGAGAUAAUGCUCCUAAAAUUGAUCUUAAACUAUUACUUAAUCCGGUCGUUUAUACAAAAAGACUUGAUGACAUGGAUGUGUUUCGUUUUAUAGACUACGAAUCAGUAAAAGAUGGACGCAUUAUUAAAAACGCUAUGCUUGAAAGUUCACCUGUAGAUAAAAAGUCAAUAAACAUGGAAGAUAUAUCAGAAGAAUGUCAGAAGGCAUGCGAAAAUGAUAGUUCUAGUGAUGAGUCAUUGAAUUCAUAUGAUUGUCAACAUAGAAUCAGUUCUAAAAGUUGGUACUUUCAAAAGCCUAAAAUUGUUUCAUAUAAUCCAAUACAACUUUGUAAGAACCCAGACUUCAAUACGCGCUUGAAAAGAUUGACCGCAGGAUUUUUCAGCUCUGAGCGAAAUAGGCGAUUACUUCAAGAAUGUAAGCCAAUAACAAUAGAUGUGCACAAAUCGUUUGAAAUCAAACUAAGUAGUAAUAGUUUGUUAGUAGAGGAAUUUCCGUUUAAAGAAACUGACCAAAGAGAAUCCAUAAAAACAUUAGAUGAAACUGUAAUACCAUCGCUUCCAGUAAAAACCUUUGGAGAAACUCGUAUACCGUCGCCCGUAUCAUUUAAUAGCUCAAAUAAUACAGAAAACAUCUUGCCUAAUACAGAGAACGUCUUGCCUAAUACAGAACUAUUAAAGAACCUUUUACCAAAAACAACUAUAUCUAAUCGUAGUCACACAGUGGAACCAAGUAUUGAAAGGAAUAAAGUUAUUAAUUUACCAGAUAUUAACCAAAUUCGGCGUGCAAAUGAAAAGUUAUUGAUUGCAGAAGUUACUCCAAUCCAAUGUAAAGGUGAUAAAAAAGCACCCGUUGAAAUAAUUCAAAAGAAAGUUAAUAACACUGACGAUAAUAGUGUUAGUAUUAACAACAAACCUGAAAUUUCACAACCCGAUUUAGUCAAAUUAAAUGACAAUACAAAUGCGCUUAACAAACUAUUAAAUAACGGUGAGGUUAGUGACGCACCAAAGUCACAGCCUGUCUUAGAGGAAAAUACCAAUAAAAAUGAAACUCCUGGAAAACUUGGUGUUCAAAUUCAAGAAAAACGUGGUGGAAAAGAAAAAGGUUUUAAACUAAAAAAAAUAAUUAAAAAGAAAGUAGCUCCACCGCCGCCACCACCUACAGCAAUAACACCACAACCUAAGAUCCCAGAAUUCGUAAGAAAAGGAACGCCGACUGACCGACUUUUAGCAAUGGACACAGUAGAAAGAAUAUUAAGUGUUUGUCAAGGCGAAAUAAUUCCUAAAAAGAAAAAAAAUAAUAAAAAAAAAACUAGUGAAAAAGAAAAAGAUGAAGUGGCAAAGUCCGAAGGCCAGUCUGCUUCUGAAAAGCCAAUUAUUAUAAAAGAUGUAACUGAUGUACUUGUUGAACAGUGUAUUAAAAAUACAACAAGCGGCGUUGCGCCUCAUAAGGAUGAGUCUGAAAAACAAGAUAACCAACCGCAACUGAAAAAGACUAUAAGAAUAGUUAGAAAAAGAAAUGGAUAUUGUUGUUGGGCUAGUAGACAAAUGAAAUGUCUCAAAGUAAAAGGAUUACGUUCUCGUCCACAUACAUGCCCCAAAUCGAAAUGUACAUGCUGUUGCCAAAAGGAGUAUAAAAAUACACUACAAAGAAAAAAACGUGAAAAGUAUUACUCGAAAAUAGAUGAUUUAAUAGACCUAGAUUCUGACGGAGAAAAAGAUGCACACCAAAACACAAAACUCGCGAUGGUGACGAAAGAAAUCAAUACUGAUUAUGAUCCAGAGCUUAGACUGAAUUUAUUAAAAGCGAGAAAAACGUGUCAUAAGAUUAAUGAAAACAUAGAAACAUCUAAUAAAUGUAAUUCAAUAAACAAAUCAAAGAACAAUGAACCCCAAACAUCAGUAUUGACUAAGGAAAUAACUCAUCCAGAGGAUAGUUUCACAGAAGGACUGAAUCCUAUUAUUACGAAUGUACAAAGCUUAUCGCAACCCCUAACAAGGACUUUACCACCACAAGACAAAAACAAUACUAAUAAAAUGAAAUGUAAAACAAAUGUAGUAUUCUCUCCGGGUCCCGCUUAUUUAACUUCACCCAAUAAAUCAACAAAGCCCAUUCCAGAAACCCUGAAGAAUGUUAAAUUGUUAACUCCCGACAAUAAAGUUUAUGUAAUGAAUGAUAAAUCGAAAGAUACAAUACCUCAAAGUCCUAUAUCUUUAGGUAAAAAUAAAAUAUUACUGUGUUCAGUAAAACCUAUAGAGGAAGUUGACAGCUCCAUAGAAGACCAAAUUGUCCUACCUCAAAUUACGAAUCAUAACUUGUUACCACCGGGCGUACAUUUAACUUUAAUGCCAAACAAUGAAUUAGCGCUUUCUAUUGAUUCGGGUGUGGAAUUAGAUACCACUCAGUUAGCUAAUUUACCAGCGAUAAUAGCUUCUGUUCAACAAGAGUUUAAUAGUGCACAAGGCAAUUCUGUGAUUGAAGAUUUAACCAACAAUUAUUCUAAUACUGCUGUAGAAGCUGAUAAUUUAGUUACAUUAUUAAAUGAAGAAUCUUUUAACGUAAAACCGAGUGAUGAAAAUCCAAAUCUGGAUAAUAUCAAUGUAAGUGUGGAAACCAGUGAUGCAGGAGAUAAUAUGAAAAUCGAUGUUUUUGGUACGCUAGAUGGCUCUGAUUUAGUGGCAUCUGUUGUUGAAUGUGUUACUGAGUCUAGAGAGUCUAUAGAGGAAGUAAAAAAUGCAGAAGUUAAUGAAAAUGUUAUUUCAAUCGAUGACUCUACUUCAGUACUUGAAGUACAAAAUGUUAUUUCAAUCGAUGACUCUACUUCAGUACUUGAAGUACAGUCGGAUUCUAAGCAACUAAUAAAUAAUGAUAAACCUACAAAUCUAAAUAAAAAAAAUGAACAUAAUGUAGUUAGUAAAACCAUACAGGAUUCAGCAAAAAAAACUAUAUUGUCAGACUUAAUGGAAAUGUCCGGUAUUUCAGUUGAAGAUACGUCUAUCGCAAGUAUGGAAAAGAAUUCUGUAAGAGAUAAUACAGAAACAGAAAUUAUGGAAACCCAACCUUUACUUGCCCCAAAAGUAAAAGAUUUACUAUCAAUAAAACCUGAUAGCGUAAUCAAUAACGUUCUUACUAACACAGUUAGUAAUAAAUCUGUUGAUAAGGCAAUAUGUCCAGAACUAAACAUAAUUACUUCGUUCCAAGAACUAAAAUAUGCUUACGAAAAUAAUGGGCAAUUUUAUAAAAUGGAUAUCGAUACUGGAAAAAUCAUACCUAUAAAUGUUCAAAUCAAAAAAAAACUAGUUCCAAAAUUGAAACGUAGUUCCAAAAUAUUACCUGAAAUGGUGAUCGAUCUAACCGACGAUAGCGAAAAAGAAGAGCAGGCAAUUACUAUGAACAAUCCAGAACAACCAAAAAUAACAAUAGAACCACCGAAAGCCGUAAAGCCCGUUAGAUUGAUUAAAGCUAUCCAUCCAGCAAUAUUGAAACGUAGUGGCAAAAGUAUAUUAAUAAAACACAACGAAGGUGAACCUAAUGCAAAAUAUAAAAAGAAAAAUGUAAUUCAUUUCAUUAAACGAAAACGGAAGCAAGAUAUAGAAAUAAACAAUGUCGAAUCACCAGGUGAAGUUGCGAACGAAAAGGAAAUAGCAAACAUUAGCGAGACUGUCCAAAUAAUCCCACAUUCCGGCAGCGAAUCUGAUGAUGAACCAUUAGCUUUUAAAGCUAAGAGGAGGAAAGGGAAUGAUCAAAUUGAAGCUAUAGAGGAACUUGAAGAUAAUGCUCAAGAAGAAAAGCCAUGCGGAGACCAAAUAACUGUUGAUAAUCCUUCAAAAGACGAUGUCAACACUGAAGAGCCUAUAGAGCACUCAAUGAACACUAUACUAGAGCCAGUUGCAUUUAACGAUAGUUCAGAUGAAGAUUGUAUAUUAGGGGUA